This is a messenger RNA of Trypanosoma brucei brucei TREU927, 2007 nucleotides long. RefSeq names its product carnitine O-palmitoyltransferase II, putative. Bases 1 to 2007 code for a protein of 668 amino acids. The record is from RefSeq and is a predicted model, not a curated record. Lineage: Eukaryota; Euglenozoa; Kinetoplastea; Trypanosomatida; Trypanosomatidae. The transcript has a single exon. Gene Ontology annotation, molecular function: carnitine O-palmitoyltransferase activity. Gene Ontology annotation, biological process: fatty acid beta-oxidation. Gene Ontology annotation, cellular component: mitochondrion.
AUGCGCCUUUCCUCUGUUUGCUGGCGCUUAGAGGCGUUAAAAGAUUUUACAGAUUGGAGCCUCUGGGGACCACUGGUGCAGCGCAUCUCAACUGGCGUUUGCACGGACUGCACGGCACUCCAUACAUCUGUUCUUCCAACUAGGCAUCUGCAGCGCAGUCUGUUUCGUCUUCCAGUGCCAAAGCUGGAGAAAACAUGCGCCAGGUACCUUGAAGCUGUAAAGCCCCUUGUGCCACCCAAACAGUAUGACUUCACAGCCAAGGUGGUGCAGGAGUUUGAAGCCAAUGAAGGUAUAGUUCUGCAGGAUGAGUUGGUGCGAACUAACAAGGCAAACAGGCACACUUCAUACGUAUCAGCUGAUUGGUGCGACCGCUACCUUAUGGACCGAACGCCUCUUCCAAUCAAUCGUAACCCAUGCCUCGUUACACGACGGGAUGCAGAUAAGCAGGAUAUGCUUACGCGAGCAACGUUUUGGAUAUCCAGCAGUGUUAUUUUCCAGCAGAAAUAUCUUGAUAACACUUUGCAACCAGAUAUAUAUUACUCUGCACCACCAAACCAUUACUGUCGAAGCGACUGGUUUCAGCGCACAGUGGCGUUAUCUCCUGAAUAUGUCUCUGCCAAAGUUAUGAGUGUUGGCUCUAACUUCCAUGCAUUUCCGCUUGACAUGUCACGGUACGACUACCUAAUGUGCUCUACGCGCGUGCCAGGAGUCCUCCGGGAUGAGAUUAAGGCAGUUGGGUUCGCACAGCAUAUUAUUGUGCUGUACCGUGGUCAGCAGUACGUGGUAACAGUCGCGGACAAGGAUUGUCGACCGCUUCCAGACGAACAAAUAUAUGCACGGCUCAAGGCGAUCGCCGAAUUGAACGCCGCGCCGCCGGAUAUUGAUGUUGGCAUUUUUACAUCGAUGGAUCGGACGUCGUGGCAUGCGGUGCGUUUGUCAAUGGCACGCCACCAAGUCAAUCAACAGAACCUUGAGUUGCUUGACUCUGCCCUGUUCGUGGUGUGCCUCGAUGACGAUGUGGUGGUGGAUUACCUCAAACCCGGAGGGGCCACGGGAGCCACACGUUCUAUGUUGGCGAAGGAAACGAAUCGUUGGUUUGAUAAGAGCAUUAGCAUAAUUGUUACGAAGGACGGUACGUUAGGAGUUAGCUUUGAACAUAGUUGGGGUGACGGCUUAGUCGUAAAGCGGUACGUUGAGGAUGUGUUUAAUCACUCCAUCAUGCGCCCUAGCAAGGAUAUGCCAAGGGACGUUUCGCCAACGGAGCCAGUGCGCCAACUUAAAUGGUGUCUCCCGCCCGAGUUGCAGCAUCAGGCUUUAAAGGCGAAGACGCGAAUGAGUGGGGAUAUGCGACGGCUUGAUUUUUGCACUUCGCUGCUACCCGGGACAGGCUUUAACGACCCAUUGCUGCGCAAUUUGCGCAUUGGUUUGGAUGGACUAAUGCAAGUGGCGAUGCAACUUGCAUGGUGGAGGCUUAACAAAAGCACGGUCAGUACAUAUGAAAGUUGCAGUACAGCAGCCUAUCUGCGCGGCCGAACGGAUUGCAUUCGGCCGGCUACAAUUGAGAGUCAGGCGUUUACGAUGUUGAUGGACUCACCGGGAGUUCCAAUUAGUGAAAAGAGAGGUGCGUUUUUGUGUGCAGUGAAAAAGCACAGGACUAACGUUAAGAAUACCCGCACAGGUCAAGGUGUGGAUUGCCACUUAUUCGCCUUAAGUAAGGUAGCAGAGCGCCGUAACCCACAGCGUGUUCCACUACUUUUCAGUGACCCUUCAUACGCGACACUCACGAGUAACAUUCUGAGCACUUCGUCACUUUUUUCAAAUGCUGUCGUUGGUGGAGGCUUUGGGCCUGUUAGUGCUGGGUACGGUGUGGGCUAUGCAGCGGGACCGGAGUGUUUACUGUUUAACGUGUCGUGCUGGAAGGAGUGUGGGCCCAUACACUCCGCCGAGGAAUUCUCGCGAGCAAUAUGUACUGCUGUUGUUGAUUGCUACGAUAUGCUCGAGGAUUAG